This is a messenger RNA of Lathyrus oleraceus (garden pea), 2250 nucleotides long. RefSeq names its product protein RGF1 INDUCIBLE TRANSCRIPTION FACTOR 1. Gene Ontology annotation, molecular function: zinc ion binding. Bases 1365 to 1958 code for a protein of 197 amino acids. The transcript is spliced from 4 exons. The record is from RefSeq and is a predicted model, not a curated record. Lineage: Eukaryota; Viridiplantae; Streptophyta; Magnoliopsida; Fabales; Fabaceae.
UGUAUUUCUAAUCAUAGUUUGUUGCAUAUAUGUUUCAAUUCCUAUUACUCGAAUGCUUAAGUUUGUUAAUAGUGCUUGAUUUUGUAUAUGAAUGUUUAAUUGCAAGAGCACCAACUAAAACAUGAACAAUAGUAUUGUUGUUUGAAUCCAUAUUGGUGCAAUCUACCAUGGAGGCUAUUUAGGGUAGAAUUUCAUGUAGUUGUAGCUGGUUAAGUGAUUGAGGGUUUAUUGGAAUUUCAAUUCUAGGUUUCGCCAAAAAUAGAAAAUUUGCAUGUAGAUUUUCACAUUUGGGGUUGUGAUGGUUUGAGAUUGAGAAAUCUAUUUCAUCCAUAUUGUAAUGUUAGUUUGUUGCAUCUUUGUUCAAUUCUUAUUACCUGAAUGCAUAAGUUAGUUAAUAGUGCCUGAUUUGGUCUAUGAAUGUUCAAUUGCAAGGAUAAAACUAAGAAAAACUACUAAAACAUAAGUAUUAGUAUUAUUGUUGUGAGUUCAUAUAGGUGCAAUCUUCCGUGGAUGCUAUUUAGGGAAGAAUCUCAUUUAGAAGUAGUUGAUUAAAUGAUUGACACUUAAUUGGAAUUUCAAUUCAAGGUCUUGCCGAAAAUGGAAAUUUUUCCUAUAGAUAUUCGGGGUUGUGAUGCUUAGAGAUUGAGAAACCCAUUUCAUUUCUUCCGUUCUCUAAUAGUGUUGUCAAAUAUCAGCCAUGUCGGUGGUGGGUUUUAGGCUCUCUGCCAUGGUCAAAUAUGUGAAGGAUGGUGGUGCCAUAUGGCAGACGUUAUUGCGGAAUUUCGGAUCUCCACCAUGGACCGCAAUAAUAAAAUUAAACUAUUGAACUUUAGAGUGUAUGUAGAAUUAUAUUUUCGAUAUAUAAGACAGCUUUUUCAUUGGCCUCGUCUGUUUAGUUAGAAAUUCGCUAAGAAAACCAAAAGUAAGUCCCAAUGUGGUUUUGCCAAUUGUUACAUUUGGCAGUUACAUUCAAAUUCAAAUGUAUAAAUCUAGUAUUUAUCUUGAUAAGGAAAAUAAUCGUGGCCGUGAAAAUGAAAUGAACUCGUCAAAUGACAAUUGAUUUUUUAAUAUGAGACUGCAAAUUGUCAACUAUGAAAAGGAAUUGAGAAGAAACGCUUCAGUUUCGUCAAUUUAGGCUUUGUCGAGUUUAUUUUAUUUUCAGUACCGAGUAUAUAAACUCUUUUAUGAUCAGAAAAUGAGCCUCGUUUCAGAACGGCCACUUUCUAGGGUUACCCCUUUCUCUCCUUUUCUUCUGGUGUUUUGCCGUCAGUGAAAUCACCCAAUUGAAUCUAGAAAUUCUCCUUCGAAAUCUUUUGAUUGCGAAAUUUCAAACUAUUUUCCAAUUUUAAAUCUGCAAGAAAGGAAUGGUGAGCUCUCUUUCAACCAGAAAAAUGAAUGAGGAUGAGCAAAAGGUUCAAAGUGAAGUUCACCAGCCAAGGUGGCUUGACGAUUUUUUGGAGAAAAAGUUCUUUGAACCGUGUUCUUCUCAUUUGAAUCGAAGGAAUAUGUUGAAUAUUUACUGUAUAAACUGCAAAGUAUCUGCUUGUAAGUAUUGUCUGUCCGCAGGGCAUCAUCAAAAUCAUCAGAUACUUCAAGUUUUCAGAAAUGUUUACAAGGAUGUUGUCUGCCUUGCUGCUCUGGAAACUUAUAUUGACUGCUCAAAAAUCCAGCCGUUCAAAUGCAACAAAAGGCUGGUUUUGAAUUGUCUUCCACUCUGUGGAUCAACAUCUGAUGACGCGGCAUCAUGCAACAUCAGCAGAAAGUCGAAAGAAGCCCAGUCGUAUCAGUACUGCUCCAUUGCUUGCAUGGUAAAAUCUGUUUCAAGAAAAUCUGAUGAUUCAGUUCCUUCCAUCAGUUCCAUCCAAGCUCCGUCUCAUGAAUCACGGGUGGAAAUUUCUGAGCCUUCCAAGCGAAAAAGGAAACGGAAAGGAACACCUCACAGAGCUCCAUUAUUCUAGGAGCCUUAAGUGGGUCACCAAUCCUUUGAUAAUUUCAGUUAUAAACUUAAAGAAGAUACUUAAUAAAGUUCAUAUAGAUGGUGAAUCUAUUAGUCAUGAUAUUUUGAAGAUUAGAAAUAUUUUGGAUUGUGAUUUUAUUUUAUGGCUUGAACUUCCUUAUUAUCUCCUGGUACUAUGGGCCUAUGGACCUGUCUGGAUGGGCUUAUUUGAACUUAUCUACUGCAUAAGUUGUGUCACUGUUUGGGAGAUUUAAUCAAAACAGCUUAUGAUAUUUUUCAUAAUUUUUUCCGAA